Cladocopium goreaui is the source of this 1597-nucleotide messenger RNA. NCBI's taxonomy places the organism in Eukaryota, Dinophyceae, Suessiales, Symbiodiniaceae. The record is from the annotation of a GenBank genome assembly.
AUGAGAGAAGGGGAACGAGAUGCCUGGCGAACGUUGAUGGGAUGUGCCGUUGAAAGGUGUAGCUUCGGAGAACUUGCUCUGCUCUACCUCGUCCCUCGUGCGGCCACAGUGGUCGCCAAGGAAGACUCGGUGGUGUGGGUCAUCGAUCGAAAGAACUUUAAGGACAUCUUGAUGAAAGUCUCAGAUGAGAAGAUUCAAGAGUACGUGAAAUACCUCAGCCGAGUGGAGAUCCUCAAUAGUUUGCUGGCAGCGGAGAAGCUGCAAGUGGCCAAGGCCUUGAUGGAAAAGCACUUUUCCAAGAAUGACGUGAUCAUCACACAAGGUGAUCCGGGCACCACCUUCUACAUCCUCUUCGAAGGAGAUGUGGCCGUUUCCAUCGAUGGUGAUGAAAAGGCCCGUCUGCAGGCCAGUGAGGAACGGGGCACAGCGCAGUACUUCGGGGAGCGCGCCCUGUUGCGCAACGAGCCCCGCGCCGCCACGGUACGGGUGGUGUCCAAGGAUGCCAAGGCCUUGGCCCUGGACAAGGAAGCCUUUGAUCUGCUUCUGGGGCCUUUAGAGGACAUCAUGGCGCGGAAGGAGCUGCCAGGCGGCGGCGGCACCAAAGCGGUGGCACCCCCGGCAGGAGGCCUUCAUGGAGGUCGAGACCCCAGCAGACCGAAGAUCCUGAUGAGCGACCUUCAGAAGGUUGGGCUGUUGGGCGCUGGCGGCUUUGGAGCGGUGGAGCUGUGGGAACAUAAAGCCACGCAUGAGACCUACGCCAUGAAGUGUAUUAGCAAAGGCUUCAUCGUGAAGACCGGCAUGCAGGAUAGCGUCAUCACAGAGAAGAACAUCCUCUUCAUGACGAACUCGGACUUCAUCAUUCGGCUUUAUGAGACCUACAACAGCAAGCAGAGUAUCUACUUCUUGAUGGAGCCUGCCUUAGGUGGAGAGCUCUACUCCAUGUACCAGCGGAAAGGUUUCUACGGCAGCGAGAAGCACGCCAAAUUUUACACCGCCGGAGUGCUGUGUGCCUUCGACCACUUGCACGAACGACAUAUCAUCUAUAGGGACUUGAAGCCUGAAAACCUCCUCCUGAACGAGAAGGGUCAUCUCAAGGUCACCGACAUGGGCUUAGCCAAGUUCGUGAUCGGUAAGACCUAUACCACCUGCGGAACUCCGGACUACUUCGCACCGGAGGUCAUUGCAUCCACCGGCCACACCCACGCGGUUGACUGGAAAGGGAUCAGUGCUGUGAAAUUCCCUCCGCAGCUUUCUCCACAAUGUGUUGACAUCAUCAAGGCGAUAUGCCAAAAGGAGCCGGCAGAUCGGCUGCCAAUGCUCACGGGCGGAUCGAAGAACAUCAAAUCACAUGCAUGGUACAAGGGCUUCAAUUGGGACAAGUUCCAAGAUUUCACCCUAGAAGCUCCAUUCCUUCCGAAAGUGAAGAGCAAAAAAGACUUAGCCAACUUCAGUGUCCAUCCGGACGAGUUGCCUCGCUUCAUUGAAUAUGUCGACGAUGGCUCCGGCUGGGACAAGGAUUUUGCCACAUGUUGACGUGUUGAGUUUCAAUGAUCAUCUCUUUGGCUUAGCCAACAGAGAACUCUGCAACCGCUGAAGC